Oncorhynchus kisutch (coho salmon) is the source of this 3199-nucleotide messenger RNA. It is a transcript of the gene oca2, whose product is annotated as oculocutaneous albinism II. Gene Ontology annotation, cellular component: melanosome membrane. The record is from RefSeq and is a predicted model, not a curated record. The transcript has 9 exons. The coding region runs from base 33 to 956 and encodes 307 amino acids. Gene Ontology annotation, biological process: melanocyte differentiation; melanin biosynthetic process; transmembrane transport. NCBI's taxonomy places the organism in Eukaryota, Metazoa, Chordata, Actinopteri, Salmoniformes, Salmonidae.
AGGGGAUAGAUUUUGCUAGUUUCACAGGCUACAUGUUCCUGGGGAUCUGUCUGGUCCUCCUCACCUCCUUCCCUUUCCUUCGCCUCCUCUACUGGAACAAGAAGCUGUACAACAAGGAGUCCAGCGAGAUCGUCGAGCUGAGGCAUGAAAUCCGUGUAUGGAGGCAGACGGCCCAGCGUAUUAGUCCGGCCAGCAGAGAGGAGACAGCUGUCAAGUGUCUACUGAUGCAGAAGGUCCUCAACCUGGAGAGCGUGCUCCGCAAGCAACUCAAAACCUUCCAGAGAAUAACAGACCGAGUCCUCCUGGUGAAGUGUAUAUCUGUGCUGGGGGUCGUCAUCUUCAUGUUCUUCCUGAACUCCUUUGUUCCCAGCAUUCAUCUGGAGCUGGGUUGGAUAGCUAUCUUCGGGGCCCUGUGGCUGCUGGUGCUGGCUGACAUCCAGGACUUUGAGAUCAUUCUGCACAGAGUGGAGUGGGCCACACUGCUGUUCUUCGCUGCUCUGUUUGUUCUCAUGAAGGCUUUGGCCCAGCUACAGCUUAUCGACUAUAUUGGUGUGCAGACGGCCCUGCUCAUAAAAGCCGUGCCAGAAGAGCAGCGUUUGGCCAUGGCCAUCAUCCUGGUCAUGUGGGUCUCAGCUCUGGCUUCCUCCCUCAUCGACAACAUCCCCUUCACCGCCACCAUGAUCCCUGUCCUCAUCAACCUGAGUCAAGAUGCAGACGUCAACCUGCCUAUCAAACCCCUUAUCUUUGCACUGGCCAUGGGAGCCUGUCUGGGAGGAAACGGAACGUUGAUUGGUGCGUCGGCCAAUGUGGUGUGUGCAGGCAUCGCUGAACAACAUGGCUACGGCUUCUCCUUCAUGGAAUUCUUCAGGCUAGGCUUCCCCAUGAUGCUAAUGACCUGUACCAUAGGGAUGUGCUACCUGCUGGCCACAAUCAUCGGACUGGGCUGGACCCUCUAACCUGCUCCUCACUGCACUACCAAAGAGAGACUGUUUGAGUGAAUGUGUUUAGAUACAGAGAGUUUCAAAGUGUUGGACGCAGCUCAAAAGCCACAUGGAGAUCAAUCGUUCCUUCACAGGUUCAAAGUUGCAGCUCAUUUGGAAAGUGAUGGACAUCAUCUCGAGUACCUAGUCACAUUGCAGUUAUAAUAUGCAGUAGUUAGCCUACAACAGCAGUACAACAACAGCGAUGUGUUGCAACAUGAGGAAAACAAGCUAAACCAAGUGAAUGGAUUAUAAUCUACACUACAUGGCCUCAGUCUGUAGAUCUCUCCAUGGUGCUCUUCGGUCUACAGCCCUCUCUUAUCUCUCCAUGGUGCUCUUCGGUCUACAGCCCUCUCUUAUCUCUCCAUGGUGCUCUUCCGUCUAUAGCCCUCUCUUAUCUCUCCAUGGUGCUCUUCCGUCUAUAGCCCUCUCUUAUCUCUCCAUGGUGUUCUUCAUUCUACAGCCCUCUCUUAUCUCUCCAUGAUGCUCUUCAUUCUACAGCCCUCUCUUAUCUCUCCAUGGUGCUCUUCAUUCUACAGCCCUCUCUUAUCUCUCCAUGGUGCUCUUCAUUCUACAGCCCUCUCUUAUCUCUCCAUGGUGCUCUUCAUUCUACAGCCCUCUCUUAUCUCUCCAUGGUGCUCUUCCGUCUAUAGCCCUCUCUUAUCUCUCCAUGGUGCUCUUCAGUCUACAGCCCUCUCUUAUCUCUCCAUGGUGCUCUUCCGUCUAUAGCCCUCUCUUAUCUCUCCAUGGUGCUCUUCAUUCUACAGCCCUCUCUUAUCUCUCCAUGGUGCUCUUCAUUCUACAGCCCUCUCUUAUCUCUCCAUGGUGCUCUUCAGUCUACAGCCCUCUCUUAUUUCUCCAUGGUGCUCUUCAGUCUACAGCCCUCUCUUAUCUCUCCAUGGUGCUCUUCAGUCUACAGCCCUCUCUUAUCUCUCCAAUGUGCUCUUCAGUCUAUGGUGCUCUUCAUUCUACAGCCCUCUCUUAUCUCUCCAUGGUGCUCUUCAGUCUACAGUGCUCAUUACACUGAGAGUAAUCAGAGGAGCAAGGCCUGAGUCUGCAUGGCUCCCCAUGGUGCUCUUUAGAUCAGCAGGGCUCUCCAUGGUGCUCUUUAGAUCCACAGGGCUCUCCAUGGUGCUCUUUAGAUCAGCAGGGCUCUCCAUGGUGCUCUUUAGAUCAUCAGGGCUCUCCAUGGUGCUCUUUAGAUCCACAGGGCUCUCCAUGGUGCUCUUUAGAUCCACAGGGCUCUCCAUGGUGCUCUUUAGAUCAGCAGGGCUCUCCAUGGUGCUCUUUAGAUCCACAGGGCUCUCCAUGGUGCUCUUUAGAUCCACAGGGCUCUCCAUGGUGCUCUUUAGAUCCACAGGGCUCUCCAUGGUGCUCUUUAGAUCCACAGGGCUCUCCAUGGUGCUCUUUAGAUCAGCAGGGCUCUCCAUGGUGCUCUUUAGAUCCACAGGGCUCUCCAUGGUGCUCUUUAGAUCCACAGGGCUCUCCAUGGUGCUCUUUAGAUCCACAGGGCUCUCCAUGGUGCUCUUUAGAUCCACAGGGCUCUCCAUGGUGCUCUUUAGAUCCACAGGGCUCUCCAUGGUGCUCUUUAGAUCCACAGGGCUCUCCAUGGUGCUCUUUAGAUCCACAGGGCUCUCCAUGGUGCUCUUUAGAUCCACAGGGCUCUCCAUGGUGCUCUUUAGAUCCACAGGGCUCUCCAUGGUGCUCUUUAGAUCCACAGGGCUCUCCAUGGUGCUCUUUAGAUCCACAGGGCUCUCCAUGGUGCUCUUUAGAUCCACAGGGCUCUCCAUGGUGCUCUUUAGAUCCACAGGGCUCUCCAUGGUGCUCUUUAGAUCCACAGGGCUCUCCAUGGUGCUCUUUAGAUCCACAGGGCUCUCCAUGGUGCUCUUUAGAUCCACAGGGCUCUCCAUGGUGCUCUUUAGAUCCACAGGGCUCUCCAUGGUGCUCUUUAGAUCCACAGGGCUCUCCAUGGUGCUCUUUAGAUCCACAGGGCUCUCCAUGGUGCUCUUUAGAUCCACAGGGCUCUCCAUGGUGCUCUUUAGAUCCACAGGGCUCUCCAUGGUGCUUCUGCUUAUAUGGGUAUAUUAUUAAAAUAUUUAGAUUUUUCAUGUAAUUUCUUUGGUACUCAAAAAUCUGAAUCCUAGCUCAGCAAGAUUAUAUGGAUUCAUCAUCAUGCCCCUGAUACCCAAUAAAAGGGAUGUUUCUGUGGCCUAUUAAAA